AUGGCGACGAGUUCUGCUGCCGUUACGGCUACAAAAGGACCCAAGCUAAAAGUUUUACCCUUCGACCCUCACGGAGAUCGGUUAGACCUGGGGAAACGAUGGGAAAAGUGGUUCGAACGGUUUGAGAGAGACCUCAAGUAUAACGGAUGUUAUCCUAGUAAAACACCAGAAAUAGCCAAAAUGGCGAUGUUAAUAUACGCAGGCACCGAGGUGGAAGACCUGCACGACACUGCCAGAACCAGGCAGACCAGAAUGCACAGAGGAAGAAGACUGGACUGCAUAUGAGCAAUCUAAAACCAAAUUGAAAAUACUUUUUUCACCAAAACAGUGCAACGACUUUGCUAUCUUUGAAUUACUCCGAAUGAAAAUUGAAUCGUCAGAAAGUAUUACAAGAUCCAAGACCUUCUGGAUCAAGACAUCAUAGAACGAGUUCCAGACAACCAGCCACGCAGUUGGGUCAGCCCUCCGGUGAUUGCUCCUAAACCAGAUUCCGACGACAUUCGUUUCUGCAUCGAUAUGCGCAUGGCCAACAAAGCCAUACAAUGCCCGUAUACGCAAAUACCAACAAUGGCUGAUAUUGUAAACAAAUGUCAAGGAGCAGAACGCUUCACUAAACUGGACCUCAAAGAAGCAUACCACCAGCUUGUCCUCGACGAACAGUCGCGCAAUAUCUCCACUUUCUAUUGCCCUGAUGGCCUCUACCGCUGCAAAAGGCUCAAUUAUGGAACCAAAUCUGCCAAGGAUAUCCUCCAUUUGGAGAUGCACAAGACGCUGUCCGGUAUCCCAAGCCAGAAGAACAUAGCGGAUGAUAUCUUGAUUGGCGGAUCAGUCGAAGAGCAUGAUGCAGCUCUGCCAAAAGUCCUGUCAGCCUUAACGAGUAAUAGUAUCACCGUGAAUCCUGAUAAGUGUGUCUUUGAUGUAGAGGAAGUGCGAUUCGUCGGGCUGGUGUUCAACAAGCAGGGUAUAAAACCCGACCCAAAGAAUGUAAAGAAUCUACAAGAUGCAAGUCAAACCACAAGUAAAGUGGAGCUGCGCUCCUUCCUCGGGAUGGUAGGGUUUCGUGAACGUUUCAUUCCGAACUUCGCGAGUAUUGUCCACCCUCUGCGGCAAAAGCUUAAGGAGAACAUCUGGGCGUGGGACGAAAUGUGCCAAGAGUCAUUCACCAAGUUGCAAGCCUCGUUAAGCGAAUUUUCACUACUACACCAUUAUGUAAUCGGACAUGACACUGAACUAGUUGUAGACGCCAGUAUCACGGGUCUGGGGGCAGUACUUGUCCAGUGUGCAUCGAAGACUGAGGCCUUCCACCCGGUUAUGUACAAGUCGCGCUCACUGAAAGAGGUUGAAACCAGAUACUCCGCGACCGAGCGAGAGGCACUAGCCGUGAGCUGGACAUGCAGGACCGUUACAGUCGAUGGCCGGAAUUGGCAUGGUUCCGAAAUACACCUAAUGCGAACACCACGAUCGCAGCCAUGGAGAAGAUAUUCACCAACAAAGGUGUCCCAGCGGUAUGUCAAUCGGACAAUGGCUCGCCUUUCGAAUCAAAAGUGA
Molecule: messenger RNA, 1548 nt
Organism: Paramuricea clavata
Lineage: Eukaryota; Metazoa; Cnidaria; Anthozoa; Malacalcyonacea; Plexauridae
Source: the annotation of a GenBank genome assembly